Messenger RNA from Neoarius graeffei (lesser salmon catfish), 699 nucleotides. Its product is annotated as immunoglobulin lambda-like polypeptide 1. Bases 1 to 699 code for a protein of 232 amino acids. The record is from RefSeq and is a predicted model, not a curated record. NCBI's taxonomy places the organism in Eukaryota, Metazoa, Chordata, Actinopteri, Siluriformes, Ariidae. The transcript is spliced from 4 exons.
AUGGUGAACUCCUCCGUGUCUCUGCUACCUCCCUCCUCUCUGCAGCUCUCUGAGGAAUCGGCCUCGCUGCUCUGCCUGCUCUCAGCCUAUUCUCCACAGGGGGCGCUGCUGAGCUGCACCAUGGAUGGUGCCGAGGUGAACGAGGGGGUUCUGACCAGCACAGAAGAACAGAAGAAUCCUGACCCUCUUCAAAGAAUUCUGGGAAGAGUCCGAGGUGUUCGGCUUAGAGGUUCAGUGGUUAAGGCUCUGAGUAACAGAGCAGAAGGUCAGGGGAUCGAGCCUCAGCACUGCCAAAGCAGCAGGGUUUUUGUACGGCCGCUAAACCUGUUUGUAUCACUGUGGUGGACUUUUGGUGGAGGAACCAAACUGUCUGUGGGCCGUGUCACUCAGCCCAGUGUGACGGUGUUGCCUCCCUCCAGUGUGGAGCUGCAGCAGGAGAAGGUCACACUCAUGUGUGUUGCCGACAAGGGCUUCCCCUCGGACUGGACACUGAGCUGGAAGGUUGAUGGGAGCAGCUGGAGCUCGGGGGAGAGCCGCAGCACCGCCGUUCUGCACGCGGACGGCCUCUACAGCUGGAGCAGCACGCUGAGCCUCCACCCGGAGCAGUGGAGGAACAAGGUGGUGACCUGUGAGGCCUCCAAAGACAACCAACCUACUGUGGUGGGCAGAGUGAACACAGAGCAGUGCUCAGAGCUGUGA